CCUUGUAAUGCGUAAUGGGAGCAACCAACUUGGACGGUGGGAGUACUUUGUGGAAAUUUUAAUGCUAGGUAGUUGUAACAGCAAAGUGACACUAGUUGUAAUGAAAACGGGAAAGAAAAAGCUAAAAUAUUAUGGGAUUGGCUCCUCAUGUUAGAGCAUAUAGCAUAUGGUCGUGCUAUACCAUUUUCUUUUGAUGAGACUGAUAUUUCUGACUAGUUGAAUGGUUUUGGGGAUUUCAUAUUUUGACUAUGUUUAUUGAACCAAUGUGAUUCUCCUUUUUCCAAUCAACAACACUAACGUUUUUCAGUAUGUUAAGACUUCCUUUUUCCAUGUUGCCUUUGGGUUAAAACUUACUGGGUAAGUAUUUUUUCCUCUGCUUUUCCAGAGAUUCCGAAGAAUUUGAAGAUGUGGAAAGUUUGGUGAAGCAUGCACUGGCAUCGACAAAGGUUGGUGUGCGAUCACAGCAUUUGGGUUUUCACAAAGCAUUAUGUGUGUUGAUGGGAUGGAGAAGUGCAGAGAAUCCCACCACUACAUGGGUUUGCGAGGCACUUCCCAAGGAUGAGAGCUUGGCUCUUAAGGGCGACCUUAUCAUUUGGCCUCCUGUUGUCGUAAUUCAUAAUAUUAGCCUUGCGACGAACAGCAAUCCAGAUGAACAUGUUGCUGUGUCUGUGGAAGAGCUGGAAGCUAAGCUUAAAGACAUGGGGUUUGGAGGCCACAAUGUGUGUCGUGGGAAACCAGUGAACCAGAGUGUUCUGGUGGUUAAGUUUGCCGCAACCCUUUCUGGUCUAGAGGAGGCGGAGAGGCUCAGCAAGGUCUACGCAGAGACAAAACACGGGAGGGCUGAGUUCCAGCAAAUCAGUUCCGGCGACAGCAGCACUGGGAGCUGGGCCCACGCCCCCUCGGCAGACAAGAUGGAAGAUGUUCUAUUUGGCCACCUGGGAAUCGUGGAGGACGUGGAUAAACUGGAUUUUGAGACCAAGAAACGGAGCAAGAUAAAGAGCAAGAGGGAGAUUCAGAAUUCUGCCGCGGCCCCUAUGAAGAGGAGGAGAGGGUAAACCAAUGAAGCGGUCGUCAUGGUUUUGGCUUUUGAAUCUUUGUGUUAUGAUAUUAGUAGUUGGAACGUUUUUUUUUGUUUUUUUUUCUGUUUUGCUACUCGGAGACGUUAUUGGUAAAUCCGAUAUAAGGGUUAAGAAAGAACGUUUGGAUGGCGCGGUUCAGGAGUUUCCUCACUCGUAUAAACACAGUCAUUCUUUACUAAUAAGAUGGCCAAUUGUAU
Cuscuta campestris is the source of this 1276-nucleotide messenger RNA. NCBI's taxonomy places the organism in Eukaryota, Viridiplantae, Streptophyta, Magnoliopsida, Solanales, Convolvulaceae. The record is from the annotation of a GenBank genome assembly.